UUAUUAGUUUUGCCUGGACGUCCAGCUCAGCACCUGCUGUCGCUGAUACUGCUGCUGCAAAGCUGCUUUAGCUGUUAGCAGGUAGCCCAGAGCAGCCGUGUAGCUCGUGAUGCCUUCUUUUAUAACACUAAUCUACCUCCGUUACAUCUAAUCUUUGUGAUAUUAAAAUUACACCAUUAUAACAAUGGGGCUUCCGCAGAGCUCGUUUCUGUCUGACGACGGAGCCAACAGUGGAUACCACGUCCACGGGGUACAGAGAGACUCACCUGCUCUGAAGGCUGGUCUGGAGCCUUUCUUUGACUUCAUCCUCUCUAUAGGAAACACCAGACUUAACAAGGAGAACAACUUGCUGAAGGACCUUCUAAAGGCCAAUGUUGAAAAAGUGGUCAGACUCCAACUGUACAACUCUAAAACACAGCGUGUUAGGGAAGUGGAGGUGACGCCUAGUAACAUGUGGGGCGGUCAGGGUCUUCUCGGGGCCAGCGUCCGCUUCUGCAGCUUCGAAGGAGCCAAUGAGAAUGUGUGGCACGUCCUGGACGUAGAGCCUAACUCUCCUGCAGCGUUGGCUGGACUCAUUGCUCACGAUGACUUCAUCGUUGGAGCCGACCAGGUGUUACAGGACUCUGAAGAUUUCUUCUCAUUGGUUGAAGCCAGUGAAGGGAAACCUCUAAAGCUGCUGGUUUACAAUAAUAAGACAGACCAGUGCAGGGAGGUUGUAGUGACUCCUAAUGGAGCGUGGGGAGGAGAAGGGAGCUUAGGCUGUGGUAUCGGCUACGGCUACUUGCACAGGAUCCCAAGUCGUUCUGUUGAGACGGAAAACCAGAGUGAAAUUAUUGUGGAGCCCACACUCACAAGCAAUACUGAAGAGUCAUUGAUAGGUGCUCAAACUGAGGCACAGUUGGAGGUCGAAUGUAACUUCUCUAAUGUCAAUGAAACGGCUUUGAAUCAGAAUGAAGGAGUUGUGCAGGACUUGUUUGUUCCUUCACCCACACCGCCGCCUUCAAACAUAGAUGUUUCCAUUGUCUCUGAAACUGCAUCUCCAGACAUAUCAACCAGCGACCUCGGCCAAGUCUCUAUGUUGAAUAAUUACGGGGAUGAAACCAGAGAUCAGUGCAGUUUGGAUACCUCGUCCAUUUCCCAGAUACCUCAGUCUCCACCAACAGAAGCUGAAUGUUCAGAUGUUGAGAAAACUGAGCAGGAACCUGGUGUCGACGCAGUUUCUCCAGAAAGAGAAUCUGCGGACGAUUCUGUUGGUCUAGAAGUUACCAGUGAAGCUCUGAGUGACACAAAUCAAUCAGAGACGGGAGACACUGUCCCUGGAACAUCUCCCUCCACCAGUGGUAUGGAGGAGGAGGAGAAGGAGGAAGAGAGGUCAGAACCUGCUGCUACAGACAAUUAAGAGGAUGAAAUCCACCAGUAAGAAGUUACUUGUUCUGUUAAAGUGAAGAGCACACCCCAACAUACACACGUUUAAGAGUUAAUAAUUCUACUGCCCCCUGCUGCAUGCUGAAUGACAUUAAGAGUUGAGAAGAAAGUGUCAAUCCAUAAAACAGUAUGGAUGUAUUUUAUGAUUCAGACAUAGUGUCUGUCAACAUUUAAAAAAACAUGAAGCUGUAGUUGAAUAGAUGAUGUUCAUUCUUAUAUUUUGCACAAAAAAAUCCAAAGGUAAAUAAUGUUGUUCUGCUGCUUUUCUACUGUAAUUAUCUUCUAAAACACUGUUGAAGUAAGUCUAAGCUGGAAUUGAUGCAAAUACAGUAUGUUUUUUAGUAUUUGGGUUGGCGAGGGGCUUGAUUUAAGAUUUUGUGGGUUAGGUUUUAAUCCAAGUCGGAAUAGAUUUUAAUCUCAGGCUUUUAUCAUUGUAGGCUUUGUGUGCUUUGAUUUUUGGUCGGUGUAAAUGAAUGAAUGCACUAGAGACUUAUGUUUGUUCUUUAAAAAAAUGCAAUUUGAUGAUGAUUAUGAUUUUUUUUAUGGUUGGGUGUGAAUAUGCAAGUAUUUAUUAAAAAAGGGUGAAGCUAUCUGAGUCAAAAUGUCAUUAUU
Molecule: messenger RNA, 2037 nt
Organism: Cynoglossus semilaevis (tongue sole)
Lineage: Eukaryota; Metazoa; Chordata; Actinopteri; Pleuronectiformes; Cynoglossidae
Product: Golgi reassembly-stacking protein 1-like
Exons: 9
Coding region: 185-1399 (404 amino acids)
Biological process (GO): Golgi organization
Cellular component (GO): Golgi apparatus
Molecular function (GO): protein binding
Source: RefSeq, a predicted model, not a curated record